Anopheles coluzzii is the source of this 2890-nucleotide messenger RNA. RefSeq lists its product as uncharacterized. The record is from RefSeq and is a predicted model, not a curated record. Bases 1736 to 2740 code for a protein of 334 amino acids. NCBI's taxonomy places the organism in Eukaryota, Metazoa, Arthropoda, Insecta, Diptera, Culicidae. Gene Ontology annotation, molecular function: DNA binding. The transcript is spliced from 5 exons.
CCGUUUAAAACGUAUGACCUACCCGGGUAGGUGAUGGCAGAAGUAAAGGGGUAGUUUUGGUUAUAGAAAUGAAGGUUAAAACGAAGUGCAAACAACAAUCAUUCCAAGCCAAUUUCAUUACAGAACAGCUACAGUAUCGGACAUUAAGAUAGGACCCUUUUUUUUUCAAUGCACCGUGCACUUGUUUUGCCACGUUACUCGUGUUUGUGUGUGUGUAUGUGUGUGUAUGUGUGUGAGUGUGUGUGUGUGUGUGUGUGUGUGUGUGUGUGUGUGUUUGUGUGUGUGUGUGUGUGUUUGUGUGUGUGUGUGUGUGUGUAGUAGUAGAAAGUGAGUGUGCUUUUUAAUGUGUAUUUGCAAGUGCGCGGGUUUGUGUCUGAAAAACAUAGCUUGCCAUGAUGUCAUAUUGCGUUGAAAUUAUUCUUAUUAUGUGUGUUAUCAUGUGAAACAUUGUGCGUUUACACUUGGAUAAAAACUAAAGUUUGCAUCGACAGCAGCCCUUGUUCCUCGGACGAAAACGCAGGUGUGCUGUUUCAUGAAUGUGAAUGCGACACCGGUGCGAAAUGGACACACGCACAAUAGCAAUGAACUCGGCAUUCUCUCACAGGUGUUUCUCCAGUGCACGCCAUUGAAAGGCCUUCGUGCAUCUCUGCGUUGCACGUUGUGUGCGAAUGGUAAACUUUGUGCGUGCAUUGAGCUGGCGCGCAGUUGUUCUUUUCAAUGGGCGUUUUGUUUCAUGAGCGCGGCAGUAUUCUGUUCUCGAUUUUGAAGGGAAGACGCUUACUCGCGUACUCGUUGAUAGUUUUUAUCCAUGCGAUGUUUUCGCUGCUCGACAACGAUGUAAUUCAUCGCGUAUAGAAGUAGAACGCAGGCAGAGCACGGGAUCAGCCGUGUCCAAGUUUUUAACCAGCGCGUUCUUGACGGUCCAAGCAAGCAAUGUUAGUAACAAUGGGUCGAGGUAAACGUUGUACCGAUUAUCAGCGCCAUAUGUAAAAGCGAAUGGCUGCUGCUGGCAUUAAUCGCAAAAGGAUCGAGUUCGUAAUGCAACGAUCGCGCACUUUUGUGGCAAACGCGCUUCGGACAACCGAAACGUGCUUAGACAACUGAAACGCGCUUGGACAACCGAAACGCGCAAGUCAACCGGUCGUCCUCAGAAGACCACGGCGAAAGAAGACCGUAACAUUGUUAAUAUAUCGAAAACACACUGAUCGCGAGGGCGGUGGUCCUGCUUAUCACACCAAAAACCUAACCCAAAACACAAAAAAGCUACUUACAAAUCUAUCCGAAACGACCUACUUGUGAAGCAAACACACACAUCAAUACACAUUCAAACAUACAUCCACACACACACACACACAUGCACACACACAUACACACACACACAUACACACACAUACACACACACACACACAAACACAAACACAUACAAACCACACAUAAACUUGGCCCAACGGGUGCACGGUGCGUAAAAACCCAAUGCCCUAUCUUUCUGUCCGAUACUGUAUCUGUUCCGCGAAAUAAAACUUAACGAUCAAUUUAAAUCGCCACACUACCACCGCUCUAUAUACCUUGGCACGUGCUGUGCUGUCAUGCGCCCGUAGACGCGCUUGGAUUUGUUUUCGUUUUAGAAUACAUUCUAUCCUCCACAGUUUAUUGUGCUUUACCACUCGUAAUGUUACUUUUCUUGUGAAAUUAGUAAAAUUACACCGGCUGUGAACGAAUUACACUCAUUACAGCUAUGCCAAAUACCCUCAAAUCCAAUGCCAUCGUGUGGCACCACUUCAGCAAAGAUCCGCAGGAGAAACGGGGCAAAUGUUUGCACUGCGGCCAGCUGAUAAGUUACGAAAAGUCGACCCUAUCGAACCUGCGCCGACAUUUGUAUCGGAAGCAUGAGGAAGUGUUACGACAAGAGCGCGAUACGGAUACGUUCGAGAGCGUACCGGUACACUAUGUGUGGGAACACUUUAUCAAGCAGCCGGAGGAAAAGGCCAAAUGCGUUUACUGCUACUCCGUGCUGGGCUGCCCGAAGAACGUGGUGGGCAAUCUAAUACGCCACCUAAAGUCGCGCCAUCCCUCGCUGGUGCUGGAGCAGGAACGCGGGCAGGAGGCGCUGUUUGAAGUAGUGUCCCGCACCCAAUACCAUGCCGAAUCGAUCGAGGAUUCGUUAGGCACCAGCACUUCGCUGCAAGAGCUGGAGCUCGAACUGGAUGCUGAUCUCUUCUCGGCCGAGGUGCACCAGAUCGAUGGGACCAAUCUGCCUUCAUCGGUUAAGAUUGAGCUCGUGCAUCCAGAUACCGAAUCCUGUCCCGAUGACGCAGAUCAGGAAGUGAUCGAGGAGGAGAUUAUAAACGAAUCACAGCAGGAUGUGGAGAUCAAUUGUGAGGAAAUGGACGCUUCCAGCCAGUAUGAGGAGCAUGUUCACCACACAGAGGAAACGUUUUCCUCGCAGACGAUGGAAGAAUCGAUCGUACGCACCAGCACGUUGCAAGGGGAAAGCAAGGAGCUGGAGCUUAACGAAUCCCCGCGGCGGCAGGACAACUUCUUCUCCAUCGGUAUGAAAGACAUCAGCAUGAAGACGGCCAUCUACGCCACGAACGUUGCCAUGGAGCUGGAGUGUUUGCCGCUGCGGCAGCGGAUCUUUGCGCAAAAGCUCAUCGCGGAUGUGAUGUUUCACGCCAAGCUGGACAACCUGACGGAGUACGCGAUGAUACUGGGGAAGGUCAAUCGGCCGUUCGACGUUUAACAGGGCGUGUAGUGUAGUGACAAUCUCUUUUAAGUCAUAUUUUACAUAGUCUAUUUAGUUUGUACAUAUUAAAUUAUAAAACAAAGUUAUUUUAAUAGAAAAAAUCGCUCAUUCGCGUUCGAACGUUCCAACGCGCACGAUCACCAGCGA